GUUGGAAUGUAAAACCCUGAACAAUAUCGUAUGAGACAAGCUAUUUGAGAAAAACCCAACACAAACCCGGUUUUUUGUGCUUGGCUCAUAUUCAGCUAAGCUCAGCUCGCCGUAAGGCCGGACGCGAGACACUUCAUCCAAGCCCUGCCACGUCGUAUUGAUACAAAGCAAAGCACUCGCGACUUGGUGCACACACUAACUACAUGUUCUACUCUCCUCCUUUCUACAACCUCUAAGCAGCAGAAAUGGCAAUCAACAACUCCGGCAACCUAGCUCUGUUAAUCGAUGGGGACAACGUUUCAUCCAAAAUCAUCGUCGGCCUCAUGGCUGAGAUCGCCAACUACGGCACGGCCAGCGUGCGACGCAUCUACGGCGACUGGACCAAUCCCUCGCUCAAGAGCUGGAAAGCAUGCCUGCUAGACCACUCGAUACUGCCGAUCCAGCAAUUUGCGUACACCACCCGAAAGAAUUCCACUGACGGCGCCAUGAUCAUCGACGCCAUGGACCUCCUGUACACCGGCCGCUUCUCCAGCUUCUGCCUCGUCUCGAGUGACAGUGACUUCACGCGCCUCGCGGCCCGCAUCCGCGAGCAGGGCAUCACAGUCUACGGCUUUGGAGAGCGAAAGACUAAUUCCGCGUUUAUCGCAGCCUGCGACAAGUUCGUGUACUUUGACGUGCUCAAAGUUCCGGGGUACGAGUCCGAGGAGCCGCUUCUUGCACCUCAAAUACCUACGCCCAGGGCGACUGCUACACCUGAAGCAACUCCACGUCCUUGGGAACUCCCUCAUGUAGAACUGUCAAAGAGGCCGCUCGAUCAGGCGGCGCUCGACGGUUUGGCAAAAGCGGUGCGGAAUAGCGUUGGUUACGACGACAAGUACGCCACCCUGGCCGACGUUGGCACCUAUCUAAGCAAGAUCUCGCCCGACUUGAACGCGCGCAAUUACGGCUAUGAGCGCCUUCGGGAAUUUGUGGAAGCGUCCGGAAUCGUGAACCUGAAGUGGAAGGACAUGGGAGACAAACCUUCGAUUCCCCUAGUAUGUCUUAAGGAAAAUCUGGAGAAUACUAGCUACUAGACUUCCUUAAGGUUUCUUCUAUAAAAUUGGUCUACACAACAUCCAUCUCAUGACUGCUAAAGGCUAGGAGCGGAUAAUUAGCUAGAUAUACUCUAAGGGCCUCUUUUACAUCAUAUGUUCUCAGCAACCAAGGCGUGUGCAAAAGGUGACACCGGUUUUGUAACCUGCUGUAUGCAAAACUGAUGGCCAUCUUUGUGUAUGUCUGAAAAUAUACGGAACUCUAGAAUUGCGCCAUUCUUACUACAAC
Molecule: messenger RNA, 1320 nt
Organism: Mytilinidion resinicola
Lineage: Eukaryota; Fungi; Ascomycota; Dothideomycetes; Mytilinidiales; Mytilinidiaceae
Exons: 3
Coding region: 246-1073 (275 amino acids)
Molecular function (GO): RNA nuclease activity
Source: RefSeq, a predicted model, not a curated record